Molecule: messenger RNA, 1572 nt
Organism: Echinococcus granulosus
Lineage: Eukaryota; Metazoa; Platyhelminthes; Cestoda; Cyclophyllidea; Taeniidae
Product: Glycine receptor subunit alpha-3
Exons: 1
Coding region: 1-1572 (523 amino acids)
Biological process (GO): signal transduction; nervous system process; chemical synaptic transmission
Cellular component (GO): membrane; synapse; neuron projection
Molecular function (GO): chloride channel activity; neurotransmitter receptor activity; extracellular ligand-gated monoatomic ion channel activity
Source: RefSeq, a predicted model, not a curated record
AUGUCAUCGUCUUUAGCUUCCCUAAGGAUGCUGCUUCUGGCAAUUACUUUUCUCCUUCUACUUCAGCUGACCUCUGCUCAAUCAAAUACAACUACAGUCGCCUUCAAUGGAACCUCAAUGCGCGAACAGAUUAUGGAUUAUCUCUUUGAGAAUUAUCAAAGCCACGAACGACCAGGAGCGGCUAAUAAAGAACCUUCGGUUGUCAUUGUCUACAUCACUGUAACAGCUAUCACAUCAGUGGAUGUGCGAAUGAUGGAGUACACUGCAGACAUGAUGCUGCGCCAGGAGUGGAGAGAUCCACGUCUGGCUUGGGAUAGGCAUCCAGUAUUUAAAAAAUUUACAAAAAAUCUUGUUUCGCCUGAAUUAAAGGGAAAACUUUGGCUACCUGAUCUCUUCUUUAGAAAUGGCAAAGAGGGUCGUUUGCACAAAAUGACCCUACCCAACUACCUAACACGAAUUUCACCAGAUGGAAAUAUCCUUUACAGCCAGAAGAUCACUAUGCGUUUCUCCUGUCAAAUGGAUUUAGCCAACUUUCCCAUGGAUAGCCAGGACUGUACUAUGAAUAUUGGAAGCUAUGGUUACGAGUAUUCAGAGCUUCAAUUUGUUUGGCGGAAUGAUACACCAAUCUCAAUGUCACCUGGAAUGCAGAUUUCGGAGUUUAACAGUCCGGAGAAUGUGAUUUCCUAUGAUUGUAGUGCCGAGUCGUCUACAUCGACAGGAAAUUACACAUGCCUAGAAAUUCGUUUCACAUUGACUCGUGAACUCGGUUCCUGGCUUUCCAGUGUCUAUAUCCCCAAUUUCCUAAUUAUAGUCGCUUCGUGGCAUAGUUUUUGGGUGGAUUUAGAUGCGAAACCAGCUAGAGUUACCCUGGGAUUACUGACUCUUCUUAGCAUCCUCACACAGGCUUCUGGAGUUGCAUCCAGUCUUCCACGAGUGUCGUACAUUAAAGCAAUUGAUGUAUGGAAUAUCGCAUGCAUAAUUUUCGAUGUUGGCGUAUUAAUUGAAUUCACUGUUGCUUCUCACGUGGCGAGACGUAUCAAGACCGAGGACUGGAAGGAUGAUGUUCGCAAUGCGGUGCGUCAUGAGUUAUCGCGAUGGUGUGCCACCUGUCAACAGGUGUUUUAUCAACGUGGGCCUUCAGCCUCGGGUAUCUACUUAUCCGCAGCAGGAUUUUCCGAGGCCAGUCCACGAAAAUUCAUUGAUUCGGCUAAUGCCACUGCAUUGGCUUUGAAAAGAGGAAAAUUGGAGUUCUGCGAGGAGAUGGAACGCAUUCUCAUUGAAGUCUUUUUACCCGAAGAGAUGAGUAAAUCCAAGAUCUUCCCUGCGGACAUUGGGCAAAGUAAAGCGGAGCUUCAACAAAAUAUGAUAAUGACGGAUGCGUUGAAUGCUGCACUGCUGCCAUCGGAAGAAUGGCGUGAUUUUCCUGUGCCUAAGAGUGAUGAACUACCGACACGGAAACCGAAAAAGAUAUCUGAAAUUGACGGCUACAGUCGUUUUCUCUUUCCUGCCUGUUUUCUCCUCUACAACUGCUUCUAUUGGCUAUAUUACCUUGUGCUGGUACAUAAAAUGUAA